CACACACACACACACACACACACACACACACACACUGAUUCCUGCUGUUUGCAAACAGUUUUUUUUCUGUCCACAUACUGGCCAUGCUCGGAUGCCUGGUGGAUGCAGUACGUUCUGGUUAUGAUCUUUACAGGAUUUUUUACAUAUUUUACAGACAUGGGAAACUCUGCGGGUGUGGAAGAACUCCAAGCUUGUGAGAGUCAUCAGUGGUACAGAAAAUUCAUGACCGAGUGCCCAUCUGGACUUCUCACCUUUUAUGAGUUCAAGCAGUUCUUUGGCCUGAGGAAUCUAUCGGAUGCAUCAAAUGCCUACGUUACGACUAUGUUUUCAACGUUUGAUAUGAAUGAUGAUGGCUUCAUUGAUUUCAUGGAGUAUGUAGCUGCUCUGAGCCUGGUGCUAAAAGGAGGAGUGCAGCAGAAGCUCCGCUGGUACUUUAAGCUGUAUGAUAUAGACGGGAGUGGCUGCAUUGACCGUGAAGAGCUUCUUCAGAUAAUCAGGUCGAUCCGUGCAAUCAAUGGAAAUGAUUGUGAGAUGUCAGCCGAGAACUUUGCUAACAUGGUGUUUGACAAGAUUGACAUCAAUGGAGAUGGUGAACUGUCCUAUGAAGAGUUCAUGGAGGGAGUCCAGAAUGACGAAAUGCUGCUGAAGACGCUAACAGAGAGUUUGGACCUGACACACAUUGUCCAAAAAAUUCAAGGAGAGUUGAGGGCUAACAUCUGAUAUUUCCAGCUCUAUGGACCCUAAAUGUUUUUGUGUAACUGUGCCACAGCCGAAUGAUGAAGAUGUGGUUUCAGGAUGAUCCGCAAAUCAUAAUCAGAACAAAUGGAUGUGGACCGACCUCCGGGUCAUUGUCAGAGUACACCACGGUUGUACUGUUUUGUUUUUUCUUCACCUAUUCAUGGGCCGGCAAGGACUGUCCAGCUAUAUUGAAGUUGUACUCAAUGAAUAUGCAUCUAGAAAACUGAAACACGUAUUCACAAGAUUUCUACUGAUGUGACAGAUAUUCACAAUGAAAACAAGUCCGGAUUCUACCUUAUGAUAAAAUGUCUACUUAUCUUUGGUCAGCUUCAGGUUCUGACGUAACCAAACAAAUUCAAUAGGUCCACGUUAUACAGACAAGUUAAUAAUUUACAUAAAAUGCUGGCAUCCUCCAGGUGAAAUGAAACACUGCAUGAUUUCUGUCCACUGAACAUUAAGUGCCAUUAUUGCCAUGGAUUUUAACCAUCGCAUGCUGUCUGACGUCAAAUACAUGUUGAACUUUUAUGUGUUUAGGUAAAAGCUACUAUACCAGCAGAAUCUGGAGACCUCUUAACUUCCUUAAUAAUGUAUUAUAUAUUCUGUACAGUAAAUCCCCCUGAGAUUUCCCUUCUUCUGAGCCAUUGUAGGAGUGUAAUGUAAAGUAUUUUUAUAAAGCCUUUACAGCAAAGCUCUUUUAUGCCUUCAAAGAUUUUCAUGCAAAAAUGACCUACACUGAGGUAGACUCACUGGACAGUAGCUGUAAUGUACAUUUUAAAAUAAACAAUAAACUUAUCAGAAUCA
Dicentrarchus labrax (European seabass) is the source of this 1539-nucleotide messenger RNA. RefSeq names its product guanylyl cyclase-activating protein 1 (gene guca1ab.2). Gene Ontology annotation, cellular component: photoreceptor inner segment; cone photoreceptor outer segment. The transcript has 4 exons. The record is from RefSeq and is a predicted model, not a curated record. Lineage: Eukaryota; Metazoa; Chordata; Actinopteri; Moronidae. The coding region runs from base 103 to 720 and encodes 205 amino acids. Gene Ontology annotation, molecular function: calcium ion binding; calcium sensitive guanylate cyclase activator activity. Gene Ontology annotation, biological process: visual perception; positive regulation of guanylate cyclase activity.